AUGGAAAUACAGGCUGCAGAAAGCAACAGAGAAAACAGCACAGAAGUAGCAAGCGGCAAGGAGAGGAAAAGAGGCUUUGGCCUUCCAGCAGGCAUGGUGCAGCACUUUGCAGACCGGGGAAUCGCGCAGGAGGAGCUUGCGCAGAUGGGAAUAGACGAGGUGCUUGCACAGACUGGCCAGCUUGAGGGAAAGGCGCUGAACAAGGCAGUGCAGACCGUGCUGAAAACAACGCGAAGCAUGGAGCAGCUGCGCGCACGGCUGGAGAUGCUCACAGGAUACAAAGGCACAGAAGACGUGUGCACGAGCGUGCUAAACAGUGUGCUGCAUGCACACAGACACACGCUGUAUGCAGGAGGGCCUGAAGGAGUCCUGGAGUAUGCAUACACGCUUGCCAUAGACGCAGAGCACGCGAAUGUGAAGCACGUGGGGCGGGUUCUGCUUGCACACGCGCCAGCAGAGGACGCAGCCGUUGCAGCCCUUGUGCAGAGGGAGAUGGAGAGGUUCUUCCCCGACACAGAGGGGCUUGGGCCAGGAGAGGAAGAGCGCAUGGAGAAGCAGAUCUUCCUGUUCUCCGGAACAAAGAAGAGCCGGGAGGCACUGCGCGAGUACAUAUCAGUGCGAGCAGAGGCGCUGUGCGUGCUGGCAAAGAGAUGCGAGUCUCCGCUGCCCGUGUGGAAGAGAGUGCUCGCUAUAUACAAGAAGGUGCACAAAGAGACAGUUCCAGAGGAGAAGGUGCGCGCGCUUGGGCUUGCAGUGCUCAGAACACAGCGCGGAGAGCAGGCUCUUGUGGAGGCCACGUCGCAGUACGUGCAGAGCAUGCGCACGGGCGUGCACGACUUUGUGUAUGCACAGGCACUCCUGUCCGCGCUGCAGACGCUUCCAGAGAGCAGCGAGACAGUGCAUGCGAUAGAGAAGCUGUGCAUAUACGCGCUGACAGAGAAGGCAUGCACAGUGCACUCCCUGAGAGGCAUGGGGAUCGCGCGGCUGCCCAAGGAGAGGCUUUUGUCUGUGCUUGGAAAGAUCCGCCCAGAGAAGAUCAACCUCCAUGCGUUCACACCAGUCGCGAAGCAGGCAGUGCGCGCGCUAAAAGACGCGCCAGAGAGCCUGGCUGCGCUGGAGACAUACAUGAGCACAGUUCUGGCAGCGCGGCACCACAGCGGGCUAAAGGGAGUUCUGCUGCAUGUUACUGCAACACUGCACCCGGAGAAGACGCAGAAGCCUGUGAGGGCGCCAAGAAGCCCAAGAGAAGCACCGCAGGAGGAAAAUGCAUCACAGCCAGCAGCUACAGAAGAGAGUACUCUGUAG
Nematocida ausubeli is the source of this 1305-nucleotide messenger RNA. RefSeq lists its product as uncharacterized. Bases 1 to 1305 code for a protein of 434 amino acids. Lineage: Eukaryota; Fungi; Microsporidia. The record is from RefSeq and is a predicted model, not a curated record. The transcript has a single exon.